UAGAAAGAGCACAGAUAAUCCCACGCAGUUGCAAAGGUGCAGAUCAUCUUGAAUUUGUUUUCUGAGGAGAAACAUAUAAACUGCAACCUCAUGAUUUUGUGAGGAAUAUAAUACUACUACAGCCGAGCGAAGAACCAAUGUCAACGCGUAUACGGAGCCGUCCGUCGUCGACGAACGUCAACGCAAAUCAAACCAGCAAUGUCGAUUCCUCGGGCGAACCGGAGGUGUGGAGCAAGAUCUGCAGCGAGAUCAAGUCAUUGCUGGAAUACGCAUCGAUGAAUGAGAACGCAAAGAGCCAGAUUGCGAAGCUGAGUAAAGCGGAGGAGGAAUUUGAAGAUGACGAUGAUGAUGAUGGCAGUGGUGAGGCGGCAAAGGUGGAGGAUCUGAGGUCGCAGCUGGCGAACCUGGAUCAAUUACGAGAGUUAUAUCAAACACAAAUCGACUGUGCCCAACAUGAAAAGAAACUACUGGAUCAAGCACUGGAAGAUGUCUCCAUCUUAUCUGCGCUUCGCCAAGCAACAGAAUUUAACAGCACUGAUAAUAAACGGAAAAAACGAAAAGUGGACGAUAUCCCCGUGACCGCCGAAAGUCCAAAGAACUUCAAAAAGGCUCGAAGUGGCUCCGCUGUUCCGGGUGAUCAAUACGUCGUCGGCGCACAGGUUGCGUUUCGGCUCAAGAAAGGGCGCGGUGUCGAUGUCGAGUGGAUUCAGUGCGAAAUCACAAAAGUUAUCGGCGAAGGGAGUAAAAUCAGAUUCGAAGUACAGGACCCCGAACCCGACGAGAACAAUAACCCAGGACAAUCCUACAAAGCCGGUCCAAAGGACAUCAUCGUCAUUCCCGAGACAUCUGACGGUCUGCCGACCUAUCCUCCCGGCACAAGAGUGCUCGCGCGAUACCCGGAGACCACGACGUUCUACAAAGCUGAGGUCAUGGGUACGAAACGCGAUGGUACGUGUAGGUUGAAGUUUGAGGGGGAGGAGGAGGUUGGAAAGGAGACUGAGGUGGAGAGACGGUUGGUGUUGGAGGCGCCAAAGUGAUAGAUGUAUUAAUAAAUCUGUUAUUUGUAUAUCUGUAC
Messenger RNA from Myxozyma melibiosi, 1075 nucleotides. RefSeq names its product SGF29 tudor-like domain-containing protein. The record is from RefSeq and is a predicted model, not a curated record. Gene Ontology annotation, cellular component: SAGA complex. Lineage: Eukaryota; Fungi; Ascomycota; Lipomycetes; Lipomycetales; Lipomycetaceae. The coding region runs from base 138 to 1037 and encodes 299 amino acids. The transcript has 5 exons.